AUGAAGAUAUCGUUGACAUCCAAUCGCUGUAAUCCUGACUUAUCUUAUAACCAAACGCUUCAGAAUCAGUUCCAGAGACCGGUUACGAUCCGAAAUGACUUCAAUACCGCAACUUUCCUAUCGUUGAUGUGUCUGUCGGGCAAUCAGUGCUAUGAGAUUCACCAGCAAUGCGACGGAACCAAAGACUGUGCCGACGGAAGCGAUGAAAUGCAUUGCGAAAUAGUGGACACAAACAGCACAAUAAUUUCCGAUUUUAUAAUUUACCGAAAGAAUCGAAACAAUUAUUUUUAUUUAGCGAAUGGCGACAACUUUGCCUGGACUGACACAUUCACCAGUUAUAAUCCGGAUAAUUAUGUGGGCCUAACAGUGCCUCAACGGCCAGUCAACUGGCGUUUCAACGCUAUAGGUGUCGGAGAGAGCACCGGCUUCUCUAUAAUGGAUGAAUUUGUUUACUGGAAUAGUGUCCGUCCCUUCUUCAUCACAGUGGAGGCCCCGUCUGUUGUGGUCUUAGGGGAACAGUUGGGUAUAAGAGUGGCCGCAUUCAACUAUCAGCCCUAUGAGAUCAGAGCGGACAUCAUAUUAGAAGAAUCACUGGAUUAUCGUUUCGUUGAAGUGGGACCUAUGGGUCGGGUGUCCUCUUAUUCGCCCAAAACAUCGGGUGGUGUUCAUCAACACCUCAUUUAUAUCAAACCUCAUUCAUCAUUCUUAGUGCCCAUACCUGUUGUGCCAACCACUAGAGGAAAGAUCAAGAUUAUCAUCACUGGUCGCACACAAGUGGCUAAAGAUCAAAAAGUGAUAGAAGUGGAAGUGUUGGCCGACGGCGCACAGGUAUCUCUGCACACAUCCAUGCUUUUGGAUCUGAGAGCGCAGUCGUAUAUUAUUAAAUACUUGGACAUGAAUGUGACCGAAGAUCCCAUUAUUCCAUACCAAGACAUCUACCGUCGCUAUAUGUUUGGUUCGCCAAAAGCGUGGGUAACAGUGAUCGGGGAUGUGGUGGGAGUGCCCGCCAAACUCAACCCCAGAAUUGAUUUCACAAACUUAGGCAUUAAAUAUACGGCAAAGUCCGGAGAGUUGAGACUUUUUGACUUCGCGUACCGACUCUAUACACUCAUAUACCUAAGACUGACCAAUCAGUUGGAGGACAGCGACAAACAGGAACUGUCCAAACAAAUACUCGAAGAAUUGAAUCGCGAUUACGUCCACCAAAUGACUUUCUAUAAGGACGGGUCGUUCGUAAUGUUUGACAUGAGUUAUACGCAAAGCUCGGUUUGGCUGACGGCAUACGCGGCCAGAGUCUACUUUGACGCCCAGUUCGACGAUUGGCAUAAUUUCAUUUACAUCGACCCAAAUGUUAUUUACAAUUCAAUUGAAUACAUCCUCAAGCGUCAGAUUAUAGACGUCCGGAGCUAUGAUGAGGGCUCCUUCUAUGAAGACAUGACAUUCAGGAACUGGUCGUCGCCCCGUCUGACGCCCGUCGCUCUCACGGCCCACGUGUUGAUAACGUUAGUCAAAGUGACAGAUUUGGGUGUUUACGGCGAUUUAGGCGUCAAAAUAUCCAACGCCAAGAAAUCGGCGGUUAAUUUCUUGGAGAGACGCCUCCAAACCAUUACAUCUCCCUAUGAGAUAGCGAUCGCAACCUAUGCUCUGAUGAGCGCCGGCAGUCCGGACGCGAAGUUUGGUUUUAAUCAAUUGGAGUCAAUGAAGAGAUCUACCGAAGGAAUGAUCUAUUGGUCUGCCGUCGAGAUAAAACCUCCGGGUCUCAUAUACCAGAGUCAGAGACCAUUUAUUCAGCCCCGGAAUCCGCAGUCUUACGAAUCGCUUGCAGUUGAGGGAACCGCUUAUGCGUUAAUGAUUUACACGGGUUUUGGUGGUAUAAUUCAGGAUCAAAUCGUCAAAUGGUUGACUUAUAUGAGACAAUACGACGAGGGAUUUGUUACAACAUUUGACACUAUAGUUGCGGUUCAGGCGCUCACAGACUUUUCGUUCCGAACUCACGUCCGAUCCAUAACUAAUAUGAGACUCGAAGUGGAGGCCUCUUCUAAUCCAGAGAUCACCACAACUAUAGGCAUAUCGCAGAACAAUCUGACAAAUCAGCAAAUCAUAAACAUUGAGCCAAACGUAUGGGGAUUCGUGUCGGUGACGGCCAAAGGCGCGGGUCUGGCCAUCGUUCAGUUGACCACUCAAUACAAUGUCGACCAAGAAUUCCAAUUACUGCAGCCGUCGGUCAACGCGUUUGACAUCAGCGUUGACCUCAAGUUUUCGGGUCGAAACAAAUCGCGAGUAGCGGUCAAGUCAUGCGCCAAAUGGACGUUAACUCGAUUGCGGAAUACCAGCGGAAUAGCGGUCAUGGAGUUAACACUACCGACCGGUUACUGGCAGAACAAGGCUCUCAUCGAUCGCUACGUCCAGCGCCGCUCUGUUCCCCGACUAAGUCAGGCCAAAGUGAUGCCCCGAUCCGCUACUUUUAUCUUCGAUUACCUCGACAACAAUUGGAGUUGUGUUGAGUUCUCGAUUGAGAGAUGGUUUCCCGUCGCGAACCUCACGCGUUGGCUCAAAGCCCGGGUCUACGAUCUCUAUGAACCAGAAUUUUUCAAAGAGGAAAUAGUAGACGACUUCGCUCUCUAUGCCCUUCAUAUCUGUGAACUAUCAGUGCCCUUACUGUCCAUUCUUUAG
Molecule: messenger RNA, 2673 nt
Organism: Medioppia subpectinata
Lineage: Eukaryota; Metazoa; Arthropoda; Arachnida; Sarcoptiformes; Oppiidae
Source: the annotation of a GenBank genome assembly